Dipodomys spectabilis (banner-tailed kangaroo rat) is the source of this 1199-nucleotide messenger RNA. RefSeq names its product hydroxysteroid 17-beta dehydrogenase 3 (gene Hsd17b3). The transcript has 11 exons. The record is from RefSeq and is a predicted model, not a curated record. Gene Ontology annotation, molecular function: oxidoreductase activity. Gene Ontology annotation, cellular component: endoplasmic reticulum. NCBI's taxonomy places the organism in Eukaryota, Metazoa, Chordata, Mammalia, Rodentia, Heteromyidae. Bases 1 to 933 code for a protein of 310 amino acids.
AUGGAGGAGGCUCUGGGACAGUUCUUCAUUUUUGUAGGGCUGCUGGUGUGCCUGAUUUGCCUGGUCAAGUGCAUGAAAUUCUCCCGAUGCAUUUUCCUGAGCUUCUGGAAAGUACAGUCAAGGUCAUUCUUGAAGUCAAUGGGCCAGUGGGCAGUGAUCACUGGAGCAGGUGAUGGCAUUGGGAAAGCAUAUUCAUUUGAGCUGGCAAAACAUGGACUCAACCUUGUGCUUAUCAGCCGGACGCUGGGAAAACUACAGAGCAUUGCCAGAGAGAUUGAGUGGACUACAGGAAGCAAGGUGAAGCUUAUACAAGCAGACUUUACCAAAGAUGACAUCUAUGAGUAUAUUAAAGAAAAACUUGAAGGUUUAGAAAUUGGCAUUUUAGUCAACAACGUCGGGAUGCUUCCAAACCUUCUCCCAAGCCAUUUCCUUAGCACCUCAGAUGAAAUCCAGAAUCUCAUCCAUUGUAACAUCACUUCAGUAGUCAAGAUGACACAGAUAGUUCUGAAACACAUGGAAUCAAGGCAGAAAGGUCUCAUCUUGAACAUUUCUUCAGGGGUAGGCCUUUGCCCUUGGCCUCUCUACUCUCUCUACUCAGCUUCCAAGGCUUUUGUGUGCACAUUUUCCAAGGCUCUGCAGGUGGAAUAUAAAGAAAAGGGAAUCAUUAUCCAGGUGCUGACUCCAUAUGCUGUUUCAACCCCAAUGACAAAGUAUCUCAAUACCAACAUGAUAACCAAGAGUGCUGAUGACUUCGUUAAAGAAUCACUGAAUUAUGUCACGAUUGGAGAUGAAAUCUGUGGCUGCCUUGUGCAUGAGAUUUUGGCGGGCCUCCUGAACCUGAUUCCAUCCUGGGCCUUCUAUAGUGGCACCUUCCAGAGGAUGCUUCUGACGCACUACACACACUACUUGAAGAAAAACACCAGCAGCAGCUAGUGCAACGCCAGCUGGCCUGGAACCCAUCCUCUUCUUUACCAAGAUCCUAGUGACUACCUGGACCAGAGGAGCAGGCCUACACCUUCAUCUGCCCAAAGCUGGAGAAGGCCUGUGUCAUGAACACAGCAUUUCAAAUACACAUUGUUUCCCACCAUACUCGUCUAGAGAUUUUUUUGAAAAGCUGUUGUGUAAAAAUAGGUGCUAUGCAAACGCUUUUAAAGGCUUCGUGCAGGAGGGGAAGAGGGUAUCUAUGGUUGACAUAUGAA